AUGAAUGCGGUGCUGCUCCUUGCCUGUUGCGGAUGUGAUGGGUUUAGCUUCCCCUUUCUCAGGUUGAGGUCGUUGGAGUUGUUGGAUGGUCGGGUCAAACUGCCGGUUCUGCUAUUUAGUUUAGUACGUGCGGUCCACUUGCAGCAGUACGAGGUCCUGCUAGGUCAUUCUCUUUCCAUGGAAAAACUCAACCAGAAUGCCUCCCGAGGUUCCGGAACAAGCUCGGUAGCGUCUUUGAAGGUGUGGAGCUGCCAAACACACUGGCCCACAGCUUGGUUCAGAAGCUUUCAAGUCAGCAAUGCACACUCAUGA
This is a messenger RNA of Symbiodinium natans, 312 nucleotides long. The record is from the annotation of a GenBank genome assembly. NCBI's taxonomy places the organism in Eukaryota, Dinophyceae, Suessiales, Symbiodiniaceae.